Gossypium raimondii (Peruvian cotton) is the source of this 908-nucleotide messenger RNA. RefSeq names its product protein phosphatase inhibitor 2. Gene Ontology annotation, molecular function: protein phosphatase inhibitor activity. The record is from RefSeq and is a predicted model, not a curated record. Gene Ontology annotation, biological process: regulation of signal transduction. The transcript has 4 exons. Bases 1 to 732 code for a protein of 243 amino acids. Lineage: Eukaryota; Viridiplantae; Streptophyta; Magnoliopsida; Malvales; Malvaceae.
AUGUCUUUAGCUGCAGUUGGUCGCUUGUGUUUUCCCUCUUUAGGGUUCACCUUAGCAGCUUUAGAUGUUGGUUUAUUUAGCAUGUUGAUCGUGCAGAUUCUAUUUUCGUACAAAAUUCCCAUUUUGCAUAAUCUUUUUUCAUUUUCCUACUUACACAUUCAUUUUAAUACAGGUUUUUUGCUGAAGAAAGAUAUAUGCUUUUCUAUAGUUUCUAGUUGUGCCUUGGAUCUAAUAAUUCUUUUCAGGGGUAGCAUUAGGCGUGUAAGAUGGAAUGAGGAAAAACUUAAGGAAAUUGAAGCAAAUAAACCUGUAAGGCAGAAAAUAACUGAACCCAAGACGCCGUACCACCCUAUGAUUGAUGAUGAUGAUGUGUCUUUGUCUCCUGUAAGACAUGUUUUCAAUGAUUGUCUCGAUGAUAUGGAUGCAAAAAAAUUAUGCCCUGCUUUGAAGGAUGUGGCUUCCCCUAGUACAAAAACAACUGGGUGCUCAGCUGGCUGGACAUCUUCGGGUGAUGACGCUAAUGCUGUGGCUCACGAAGAAGAUCAAAGUGGUAGGAACUUUAAGGAGCAACGAAAAUCACACUAUGAUGAAUUUUUCAAGAUAAAGGAAUUGCGACGGAAGGGCUCUUUCCUUGAGGACGAACAUGAUAGGGUGGAGGAUGAUCUAUCUUCAUCUUUAAGCUCUGGUGUGAAAGACAUUGGUGUAGAGGAAGGUACUGCCACUUUGCCCUGAAAGUCUUCUGCACGGCCAACAGAGCGAGACCUAAAGCUGACUCUUUUGACAUCCUUUAUGGUAUUUGAUGGUAUAUUGGUGCCAUGCAUACAAAGGGAAAAAAAAAUCUAUAUAUUUUUUUCUUAUUUAGUUCACUUGUACAUAGUUCCGCCUAAUUCACCAUGUUCAUGUGAAGU